CCGUGACGAUACUACAAACAGUAAAACCGGCACGCAGUUCGCAUUGUGCUCUAGUAGCGUUAACGUUGGUUUUCCGUAACGUAUUAUAUAUACAAGUGUGUGGAUUAAUUAAAUAUUUACAAUGGCAACUGAAGUGGUAAACAACGUGCAAGUCACCGAGAAGGAUGUCAAAGAGGAGUUGCCCGAGAAAAAAAUUGAAGAAGAAGCCCCGGCCACAGAGAAAUCUGAAAAGGCCGACGAGGCUCCGGCUUCCAAGACCGAGCCUGCACCACCGAAGGUGCUCGUGCAUAAAACAAACUUCGAAAAGGAUACCGUGUAUCUUUACCAAUUCUCCAGAACUCCUCUUUUGCCAUCGAUGUCGCCGUACUGCUUGAAAGUGGAGACCUGGUUGCGUUUGGCAGGAAUCAAAUACGAGGUGAGUUCUUUUUUGCAUGGAUACAUAGUUUUACAUUUGUUUCUAUCGACCUCCACGAUGAUUGGUGUAAGUUUUUCCAAAAAUUGUAAUUAUGAUCGCCAUUGCUUUAUUUGA
Ctenocephalides felis (cat flea) is the source of this 529-nucleotide messenger RNA. Its product is annotated as failed axon connections-like. Lineage: Eukaryota; Metazoa; Arthropoda; Insecta; Siphonaptera; Pulicidae. The transcript has 2 exons. The record is from RefSeq and is a predicted model, not a curated record. Bases 122 to 529 code for a protein of 135 amino acids. Gene Ontology annotation, cellular component: cytoplasm.